GCCACAUAACCUCAUCUGCUUUCAUAUAUUUUGCGCCCUUCAAUCUUGUUACCUCUUCAUCAAUGACUACGAAACUAUUCCCAACUGUCCAUUCAGCUUCAUCUUCUCCAGUUUUACACAGAAAACAGUGUAAUUUUAUGUCUGUCCGAUGUUGCGAAGACAGUGCUCCUAGAAUAAACCAUAAAUUGCCUCACGAUGACAAUGAUUUGGCCAGUUUUCCUGAAAAAAUUCGUUAUCCACCGAAGCAGAAGCCGCCUAGGCCACGUCGAAUAAUUCUCGUACGACAUGGGCAAAGCGAAGGAAAUGUUGACGAGUGUGUUUAUACGAGGGUGGCUGACCCUAAAAUUCGACUCACCCAGCUGGGAAUAUUGGAGGCCGAAGAAUGUGGGAGAAAAAUAAGGGAGAUGAUUGAAAAAGAUGGAGCAGAGGAUUGGAAGGUAUAUUUCUAUGUGUCUCCAUAUAAGAGGUCCCUAGAAACCUUGAGAAAUUUGGCUAAGGCAUUUGAAAAAUCAAGAAUUGCAGGAGUCAGAGAAGAGCCUCGAUUGAGAGAGCAAGAUUUUGGAAAUUUUCAGGACCAAGAACAAAUGAAGAUACAAAAAGCUGCUCGGAAGCGUUAUGGUCGAUUCUUUUAUCGGUUUCCGAAUGGAGAAUCGGCUGCAGAUGUCUAUGACAGAAUAACAGGGUUUCGGGAGACCCUUAGAAGUGAUAUUGACAUUGGAAGAUUUCAACCACCCGGACAACAAAGCCCAAAUAUGAACAUAGUGAUAGUCUCACAUGGCCUUACUUUGAGAGUGUUCUUAAUGAGAUGGUAUAAGUGGACUGUGGAGCAAUUUGAAGGGCUUCAUAAUAUGGGAAAUGGAGAAAUUAUUGUUAUGGAAAAAGGUUAUGGAGGAAGGUACAGCCUGUUAAUGCACCAGACAGUAGAGGAACUAAAGAAGUAUGGAUUGACAGAUGCAAUGCUGAUUGACCAAGAAUGGCAAAAAUUUGCAAAGCCAGGUGAACUCAAUUAUGAUAGUGAGAUAACUGGACCAUCUUACUUUACACACUUUGGUGAAGAACAUGAAAUGAUGUAGUACAUUUGGUGCCCCAUGAUAUUUGCCAUGUAUCCCAAAGCAAUUGCGUUAGAUAAAGGUGUGAUGUCAGCCUUGAAGUGAGGGAAAUCAGAGUGUAAUGAUGAUGUUCUCCAAAUGACGUCUGCAGUUCGUUUUCGAAGAUAAGUCGAGUUGAGUUGGAAGUUGUACGAAGUUGAUCUGAAUUGAGCUGAGAGUUCCGUCUUGACAUGACGACCCUUAAACUGAACUUAAAACCAGUUUUAAUUACUUUGAUGAAGUCUAAAAUUGGUAGAGGAAAACAAUAUAUAUGUUCACCAUCAACGU
Messenger RNA from Olea europaea var. sylvestris, 1376 nucleotides. RefSeq names its product phosphoglycerate mutase-like protein AT74H. The coding region runs from base 63 to 1073 and encodes 336 amino acids. Gene Ontology annotation, molecular function: phosphatase activity. NCBI's taxonomy places the organism in Eukaryota, Viridiplantae, Streptophyta, Magnoliopsida, Lamiales, Oleaceae. The transcript is spliced from 6 exons. The record is from RefSeq and is a predicted model, not a curated record.